GCGGGGGAAGGCCACUAGGCAGUGUUUGCUGAGGAGUGCCGGCCCAGCAGGGCUACAGGGUUGAACCUGGGCUCCUGGCCCACUGCCUAGAUCAGUCUCCUCCCCAAGGCGUCCUCUUCUCCGUGACCCCGCCUGCUGCAGGACAAGGCAGGCCUGGCAGCUCACCCCAUCGGCUGUCAGAGGUUCAGAGGGUGCAGGGCUGAGCCAUGGGGAGGAAGCGCGAUGCCAUCCUGGAGGUGCUGGAGGAGCUGACCUCGGAUGAGCUCAAGAAGUUCAAGCUGAAACUAACCGCGAUGCCGCUGCGCGAGGGUUUCCGACACCUCCCGCGGGGGGCUCUCGGACCCCUGGACCCCGUGGACCUCACCGACAAGCUGGUUUCCUUCUACUGCGAGGACUACGGCGCCGAAGUCACAGCGGCCGUGCUGACCGAUAUGGGAAUGCAGGAGCAAGCGGCGCGGCUUCGAGAGACGAACUGAACCCCUAGCGCCGGGAUCUCAUUCAACCACUCCGAGGCUGGAGACUGGAUGCCAACAGAGGAGUCGCGCGACCUGGAGGAAAUCCGACCUGCACGCACAGCAGCGUCUUCACAGCGGUCAUGGAGAACCUCUCAGUGCCUCCAGACCCCGCCUCCACCUGCCCUGAACCUGUCAUUUAC
This is a messenger RNA of Castor canadensis (American beaver), 655 nucleotides long. RefSeq names its product pyrin domain-containing protein 1-like. The record is from RefSeq and is a predicted model, not a curated record. NCBI's taxonomy places the organism in Eukaryota, Metazoa, Chordata, Mammalia, Rodentia, Castoridae.